AUGUCUGAUGACAUCAUAGCAGAAGACAUUGAUGGAAUGGGGAAUUUGAGAAUCACAGACAAAGGUCUAAAACUAGAAGGAGACUCAGAAUUCUUGCAGCCUCUCUAUGCCAAAGAAAUCCAGUCCCGACCAGGUAAUGCCCUAUACUUCAAAUCAGCCAGAAAUGUUACAGUGAACAUUCUCAAUGACCAGACUAAAGUGCUAACUCAGCUCAUCACAGGUCCAAAAGCUGUAGAAGCUUAUGGCAAAAAGUUUGAAGUAAAGACAGUUUCUGGAAAAUUGCUCUUCUCUGCAGAUAACCAUGAAGUGGUGGUAGGAGCUGAGAGAUUAAGAGUUUUAG
Messenger RNA from Leptonychotes weddellii (Weddell seal), 340 nucleotides. NCBI's taxonomy places the organism in Eukaryota, Metazoa, Chordata, Mammalia, Carnivora, Phocidae. The record is from RefSeq and is a predicted model, not a curated record.